CAUUUAACUUCAAAGUUACUUACCUUCCUCCAUCCCGCCGCACGUUUUUCAUCUUGACUCAUAUCUGCCAUAUUGCACGCACUGAUUUGUAAUACUUUCACUCCAUUACUUUCUACGUCUACGCCAACGAGAUGGGACAUCGGCAUGCCCCUCCAGCUGACUGUUGACAAUUGAAGCACGUGCGAAGUGCGUUGAUUUCAAUUGUUUUUAAGUUUGGUACGGGAUUAGAAAAGCUAAGUUUCCUGGUUUCCUUCCAGGGAAACUGAGUUGUUUCUAGUAUAUACUUAUUUCACAUAUAAUGUGAGAUUAAUGAACCUGUCGCGAAGAUAUUGAUAGAACAAAGUAGAUAACAUAUUGUUCAUUCUGACAAAUUUGCAUUUGGUAUCAAAACAUCUUUAGUAAUUGCAUUUCUAGGAUAAUGGAACAUGUUGAUUCCCACGAAAACGAACAGAACGAAGAUCCAUUCUACAAACAUGCUGCAGAGUAUUGGUCUGGAAUUCCAGCCACAGUUGAUGGCAUGCUUGGGGGGUUUGGGUUCAUUUCAAAUACUGACAUUCAAGGUUCUCAGGCAUUUCUCAAGCAGUUAUUUAAGAUGAACGGACCACCUGGGAGAGGACAUGCCUUAGAUUGUGGUGCAGGGAUUGGGAGAAUAACAAAACAUCUCCUUAUUCCAAACUUCGACCAAGUUGAUCUUGUAGAACAAGAUCCUAAAUUUAUUAGUGAAGCAAAAAAAUACAUAGGCCCAACUAAGAAAAUUGGUCAACUUUUUAAUCAAGGUCUUCAAAGUUUUGAUCCUGUUCCUGGGACGUAUGAUAUUAUUUGGUGCCAAUGGGUUUUGGGCCAUUUAACAGAUAAAGAUUUUGUGACAUUCUUCAGUGGAUGCGCGAAGGGUUUAAAGCCAAAUGGGAUUAUAGUUGUGAAAGAAAAUGUUACAUCUUCUGAUAGUAUUGAAGUUGAUGAACAAGAUUCUUCUGUUACAAGACCACUUAAUCUGCUACAUCAGUUAUUUCAACAAUCAAGAUUACAGUGCAUAAAAGAAGCUAAACAAAAUAACUUUCCUCGUGGUUUAUAUUCAGUUAAGAUGUUUGCUUUAAAACCAGUUUGACACAUGGAAUUAGCUGAGGCUCAAAUGUUUCCAGGUUUUAAGUGAGAACAAUGUCAGUUCUAAUAUAUUUAUGUAAGAGAAAUUUACGUUAAGAUCUCGAAAAGAGGCAAUUUUUUUAAUAAGUGUAAACUAAUGUUACUUAACAUUACAAAAUAAUCAUGAAUUGGUUGUCAGAGAGGAAUAAACUGUUUCAGAAAAUAUUAAGUGAGCGAGUGUUGUGAAUUACCAAUUGAUAUGGCCAUAAAGUAAAUAAUAAAAUUAAGUUGAAUUCAUUACAGAUUUAGUAUAAAUUUUUGGAAGUUUUGGCCUAAACAUUGAAUAUUAUAAAGUAAGUAUUUCCCAUUCUUUUUCUACUAAAAAGUAAUUAUUUAUCAAAUAAAACCAACUUAAAAGUUAACAGAACUGUGUGUAAUACUUCAUAAUUGAUAAAUAAUGCAAGGUUUCAGGCAAGAUCAAGCUAAAGUUUUAUUUCCAUAACCUUGUAAUUUAGAUUUAUAUAAAUUACAGUUAUUACUAAAAUAAAAAGAACUUUGUAAGUCA
Molecule: messenger RNA, 1645 nt
Organism: Gryllus bimaculatus (two-spotted cricket)
Lineage: Eukaryota; Metazoa; Arthropoda; Insecta; Orthoptera; Gryllidae
Source: the annotation of a GenBank genome assembly